Messenger RNA from Symbiodinium sp. CCMP2456, 3630 nucleotides. Lineage: Eukaryota; Dinophyceae; Suessiales; Symbiodiniaceae. The record is from the annotation of a GenBank genome assembly.
AUGCCGGAGGAGUUUUUUCGAUUCCCUUACCAUGCAGCGACCUCCGAUUUAAUCCGAUAUGCCCUGCUGUAUCACCACGGAGGCAUCUACAUGGAUGCAGACUUCAUCGUCCUGAAGGAUCUGUCCCCUGUGGUUGAUCGCCUGGCCGACCACGAUUUGAUUUCCUAUGCGACUGUCAGCAACCCGAAAGGGGUUUGCUCGGACAGCUUCAGCUCAAACUUCAUUGCCGGGCGAAAAGGCAGUGUGUUCAUGCGGGAAAUGUGGGAGAAGCAGAAGAAGAUGAUUACAAAGCACUGCCCGCUGUCUGACAAGUCGAAAGAGAUUGUGUGCUGUUUCGACGAUCCGAAAAUCGAAUGUCACAUCCCCUUUGCCGGAAUCGGCGAGGGCACCUCCCACCCGAUGCUUAACCAACUCAACAAAAACAAGGUGAGCAUGAAGACCUAUUGCUUCGCCGACGAAGAGUCUUUUGUUCCAGACCACUUCGCCUAUGUCCUGGAGCAUGUCUCCGAUUUAGAGAAGGCGUACAAAUACCUGGAAGAGAGGAACAUCAAGCGAGGACUGGAUCGAAUGGCUUUCCACAUGUUCAACUCCAUCAUACCCUUCAAAAAUUACAACUGCAAGAAGCUUUUCACCAAGGGGACGACGGUGGGCCAACUUUACUUGACUGCCUUCGGCACUGGGCUGGGCAUCGGAGCGAGAGCAGCAGAUGCGGAAGCAGAGGUGUUUCUCAAGGAGCAUCCUGAUUUCCAAGAGCUCCAGGCGAAGUAUGAAGGCGGUUGGCCUUGCAAAGACGCACACAAAGUCGCUCCUUCAGUUGCGAAGUUUAAAGCCAGCGCACCUACUGCGCCCUCACCGGCACCGGAAGCAUCGGUGACAACAGUGGAAGAACCCAUGGAGUCGCCAGUCGUUGCAUCAGCUGCAGACAGAGCUGGAGGCAAGUGCCGGAUCUUCACUUACUGGGAAUACGAGGGUCUCGGUCCUCUCUACUUGCGGCUCAACGUCGAGUCCUGGCGGCGCCAUGCACGGUCCCUCGGAGAGCCUGUGAUCGUGACUACGGCCAAUGUCAGAGAGCAUGUCCCGGACGUGCCGGAGGAGUUCUUCCGGCUUCCCUAUCCUGAGGCCCGGGCCGACUUUAUCAAGUGGGGCCUGGUCUACAACAACGGCGGCAUCUUCGUGGAACCCGACGUGCUGAUGUCACAGGACAUCGAGGAAGUCUGCAAAAAGACCGAUGACUUCGACCUGGUAUCCUCGCAGGAGGAGUCCGAUGGAUCCUGCACCGACCAGUUCAACCCUGCCGUGGUCGCCGGACCACCGAAGAGCGUCUACUUCAAGGCAGUGUGGGAGAAGCACAAAUCCAUGCUCCAGCAUCACUGCCCCAUCGCAGACAAGCAGAAGGAGAUCAUUUGUUGCUUCGAUGACACCAACGAGCGCUGUCAUAUUCCUUGGCUGGCCAUGAACCGGGGCAUAGCUCAUCCCAUCAUCCGAGAUUGGAGCCGCAGCCAAUCUGAUCGCUCCUUGAGGAGCUUUUGCUUUAACAGGGAAAACGGCUUCCAGCCGUCGAACCUGAACACAAUGAUCCGCGAGAGAUGGGACGUGCCGCGGGCCCUGAACUACUACAAAAAACGGGGCAUCCCGAGGCCGACGGAACGUAUGCUGUACCACCUCCAAGGGCACGGCACGAACAUGCAGGAACUGGAUUGCUCGCAGCUCUUCAACGACAGCACGCUGAUUGGCAAACUGUACCUGUCGAGCUUCUUGUCGAAGGAGCCUCUUCCGUCGGAGAGUGCAGGGGCUUCGCAGUUCCACAAGCAGAACCCUUUCAUGAAGACGGUUCGCCACACCUUCAAGGACGGCCUUCCUUGCAAGCGUGCGGGGCCCCGCGCCCUUCCAAAACUGCCGGCAGACUACCCGGGCAAAGAGGCUUGCCGCAUCUUCACCUUGUGGGAGUACCCGGAGAAAGGACCUCCCGUGUUCAAGAUGCUGAAUGUGGAGUCAUGGCGCCGACACACCCAUGGCUUGUGUCAGGAGCCCGUCCUCAUCAAUGACCAGAACGUCAAAAAGUGGAUACCUGACCUGCCAGAGGAGUACUUCAGGAUGCCAGCUCCAGCGCCGAAGUCGGACCUCAUCCGAUACGCUCUCCUCUACCAUCACGGGGGCCUGUACAUGGACGCCGACUUCGUGGCGGUGAAGGACAUGGACCCCAUCCUUGCACUGCUGCACACGCACGAUUUCGUCUCCUACCAGGAGAAAGGAGAGCCCGGGCAAGUUUGCAGCGCAGCUUUCAGCUCCAACUUGAUCGGCGGGAGGAGAGGCAGCCCAGUGUUCAAGUUCCUGUGGGAGCGCCAGAAGGAGAAGUUGCGCAAAAAAUGUGGCCACACAAAUCCUGGAGAGGCAUGCUGUCCGGAGAAUACCCGGCGACAGUGCACAGUUCCAUGGGCUGCGCUCGGCGAGGGCGUCACCCACCCCGCCUUCAACGAGCUGUUGAAGACAGGCGAAAUCUUCGAGACUUUCUGCUUCGCCGACGAAUGGUCUUUCGUGCCGGACCACUUCGCCUACUCCGUGGAGCACAUUCCCUCCAAGGACGAGGCUUUGAAAUACAUGGUGGAUCGAAACAUCCCACAGCCGCUGGACAGGAUCGUUUACCACCUUUUCAACGCCAUUACACCGCUUCACAAGUUCAAAUGUGCAACUUUGCUGGAUCCACGGAGGCUCAUUGGCCAUCUCUACACAGAGAGCUUCCGCUCCGAGACUGGGCGUCGACCUGUGGAGCGCAGCGAGGAGUCGGGUGCCUGGCUAGAGGAGCACCCGGAGUUUGUCAAGUACCAGCAGGUGCACAACGGCUGGCAGCCAUGUCCCGGUCCCGUUGACGUCACAGAAGCACCGACCUCCGCGGCCGAUUCAGAGGAGAGGCAAUGUCAGAUCUUUACACUCUGGGAAUACAAGUCUGGUCCGCCUCUCUCUGUGGCCCUGAAUGUGGAAGGCUGGCGGCGGCACGCUCACAAGCUCUGUGGAGAGCCUGUGCUCAUCAGCGACGAGAACGUGCGGACCUACAUCCCAGAUAUGCCGACGGAGUACUUUCGAAUGCCAUAUUCGCAGGCCAAGUCAGACAUCAUCAGGUAUGCGCUGCUGUACCAUCACGGUGGCAUUUACAUGGACACAGACUUCCUUGUCGUCCAGGACCUGGAUGAAGUUAUCGAUCUGGCGCAGUCCUAUGACCUCGUCUCCUACAUGGAUGAGGGCUCGGGGAGCUUGGAGAAGGGUUCUUGCUCCCGACAUUUCAGCUCGAACUUCCUGGCUUCUCGCAAAGGGAGUAUUUUCAUGAAGGAGGUCUGGACACGGCAGAAGCAGCUCAUGGAGACACAUUGUCCCCUCUCCGACAAGGAGAAAGAAAAGGUUUGCUGCUUCGACGACGACCGGACGCAGUGUCAUAUUCCUUGGGCAGGUAUUGGCGAAGGCGUUUCCCAUCCUGUCUUCGACGAGCUUGAGGGUGACGGUGUCCGCUUCAAAUCCUUUUGCUUCUCCGACGAACGGGGCUUCACGCCACCGGACAUGAUCAACAUGCUUGAGAAGGUGCGGAAAGUGUCGUCGGCAGAAGCACUCUGGGAAGCGGACAAGCGGGCCACAGCCAGA